Messenger RNA from Penicillium canescens, 1608 nucleotides. Its product is annotated as putative JmjC domain protein. Bases 1 to 1608 code for a protein of 535 amino acids. The record is from RefSeq and is a predicted model, not a curated record. The transcript has a single exon. NCBI's taxonomy places the organism in Eukaryota, Fungi, Ascomycota, Eurotiomycetes, Eurotiales, Aspergillaceae. Gene Ontology annotation, molecular function: 2-oxoglutarate-dependent dioxygenase activity.
AUGGGUCUUCUACCCGCUCUCAGCGACGCGGUGUCCGUCAUCGCCAAGCCAACCUCCGACGACCCCAUUCUUCAAUGCGGCGAUGAGCUACGUGACCUCCUGCUCACGAACUACGAGAAGGUGAAGGACAUUGCCAACACAAAACUACACGUCUUCCCAUUCAAAAAUGUGCAAGAGUGCUGGCGCCGGCUCUAUACCGACGCGUCCAUCAUUCACGCCUGCGUCAUCGCCUCCGGCCUGAGCAAGGGCAGCUCAGAGCCAGAUUUCAACGUGUUACAACAGAUACAGAAACUCAAAGAUGCAGGAACAGAGCUAACAGUCAGUCUACAUGCGCCAUGGCUAUCGCAGGUCGUGGAAAUCCUCGAUAACGCGUUGAUCAUGACCGGUGCACCCCGCCGCGAGAAGCUCAUCGAAUCUUUACUGUCCACGCUGGAAGUCGCGACAGAAACCCAAGAAGCCGAAAAUGGCAGCGACGAAGAUAUGAGACCUUCUCACGCCAAGCGCCGAAAGCUCUCGCCGCCUCUUUUCCCUCCAAAUGCUCUCCCUGAACCCCGCCUGGAGUUCCCUAUCCCGCGAUUAUCGGCACCCUCUUUUGAUUCCAUCGAACGCCAUAUCGAAGAUAUACGCACCCCGCUAAUAAUCACAAACGCGCUCGACCAUUGGCCAGCUCUGUCAGGACGUCCUUGGGCUUCGCGAGACUACUGGUGGAAACGCACCCUCGAGGGUCGCAGACUAGUUCCCGUUGAGGUGGGAAGGUCAUACACCGACGAGGACUGGGGGCAGAAGAUCAUGCCAUUCAGAGAGUUCGUGGAUAAAUACGUAUGGCAGGGGAAGCCGACCCCAACUGGCGUACGGGAAGGCCAUGGCCAGUCCCAGACCGAAGAUCAGAGCGGCGAGACGGGAUACAUGGCGCAACACGACUUGCUUUCUCAGAUCCCUGCCUUACGCAAUGAUAUCAGUAUCCCUGAUUACUGCUAUAUCACUCCACCGGGUCCAGAGCCUGGCACGCCAGUGUAUGAGAAGAAGGAGCGUGAGCGUAGGGAGGCCAAGGAACAGGCAUCAGGGAAACACUCUGAUCAACAAGGGGCUCGACGAGGCUCACUGCCAGAUAACCAAGAAGAUGACAACUCGGAUACGGAUUCAUGCUUAGGUCUGCCCAGUGACCCGAUCAUCAACACAUGGAUUGGUCCCUCGUGGACUAUCUCCCCUCUCCACCAUGACCCCUACCACAACAUCCUCACGCAGGUCGUGGGAACUAAGUACAUCCGUCUGUACUCACCACACACGCCUGCCUCCCAGAUUCACCCACGCGGCAAAGAAACUGUUACCUCUGUUGAUGAAACGGCGAACCCAGAUCCGGAAACCGGGGCUCAACCACUGACUACGAAACUCAUUGAUAUGUCCAAUACCUCGAAGGUCGAUCUAGCCUCUAUUGAGCUUUCUCCUGCUGAGUUCGAGCAGUGGGAAGAGAUGUGGCCCGGUUUUAUGGACGCGCCUUAUGUCGAAACCGUGCUCCAUGCGGGCGAGUGCCUGUACAUUCCUGUUGGAUGGUGGCACUAUGUGCGUGGGUUGAGAGCUGGCAUUAGUGUUAGCUUCUGGUGGGGCUGA